AUGGAUCGGCCCCCGACGUGCGCUCCGGCGUUGAGGUUCCGACGGUACGAACAUGACGUCGAAGAUGAAGACGCGGCAAGCGAGGUCGCGUCCGGUGGUGGUGACGACGAUGCCGCUUCUUCCGUCGCUGGCGGGGGUCAUCAGCCCAGGAACCGCGAACCGUCCGCGGCCAGGUUGAGGAUGCCGGAACCAAACGCCACCCUCCUCCUGCCGCACCGUCGCCGUUGCGACCCACCAGCCUUUCGCCGGCGAAACCCAAACGGUGAAUAUGCCACCGUGCUGCGUGGGCUUCGGCGUUAUCUGGAUCAGCAAGCCAUGCGGAAAAGUGAUGUCCAGCUCAGGCUCGAGUUGGUGCAGGAUAUGGUUCGCGAGGUUCUCGUGUUGUACGAUCUCCCCGACGGGAAACGGCCAAGGGGGAACGUUUAUGAUGCGAUAAUCACGCUUCAGCAGAAUGAAAACUACUUGGGGGUUUGGAAGGCGAUGGACAGUGAUGCGAGGAGAAAAGAUUGGAUUGAGCAUGUGUUAGGUCUACAUAAAUGUAGCAGUUGA
Molecule: messenger RNA, 549 nt
Organism: Pyricularia grisea
Lineage: Eukaryota; Fungi; Ascomycota; Sordariomycetes; Magnaporthales; Pyriculariaceae
Exons: 1
Coding region: 1-549 (182 amino acids)
Source: RefSeq, a predicted model, not a curated record